Molecule: messenger RNA, 436 nt
Organism: Dermatophagoides pteronyssinus (European house dust mite)
Lineage: Eukaryota; Metazoa; Arthropoda; Arachnida; Sarcoptiformes; Pyroglyphidae
Source: RefSeq, a predicted model, not a curated record
UUGUGUUAAAUGGCCGCAAGUCAUCGGUGUUGAUUGACGCUUUACAUUGUAUAUAAAAGAUUUUUCAAAAUAAAGUAAUAAAAGUGUUGUGUACCAUUCUUCUGGUGUCAGGAAGAAAAACCAUGGACAAUGAAAAUUUGUCGGUAAUUUGCCGUGAAAUCACGAUGAGGAUUCAUAAUAAGAUUCUUAGUCGUUCGCUAUCGUGUAAGGACGAAGAUCGAGUACGGAUUUUGGCCGCCCAAAUGGUAGAGAUCGAAGAGAAGCGUAAUGACGUAUCAGAUGAGAAGGUCAAGUUAUCCUGCAAAAAUUGGUCAAUUGGUGUUCUUCUUCAUAGAUUUUCUGUAAAAUAAACGAACUGAAAUUCAAUAGAAUAUUGUUCUGGCCUUGGCAAAGAAAGAGAAGAAAAAUUUAUGUUGCAAACUUUACGAACGGUCAA